Messenger RNA from Myripristis murdjan (pinecone soldierfish), 1563 nucleotides. It is a transcript of the gene foxn4, whose product is annotated as forkhead box N4. Gene Ontology annotation, biological process: regulation of transcription by RNA polymerase II. Lineage: Eukaryota; Metazoa; Chordata; Actinopteri; Holocentriformes; Holocentridae. The record is from RefSeq and is a predicted model, not a curated record. Gene Ontology annotation, molecular function: DNA-binding transcription factor activity, RNA polymerase II-specific; transcription cis-regulatory region binding. Bases 16 to 1563 code for a protein of 515 amino acids. The transcript is spliced from 9 exons.
CAAACAUCCCAGGAAAUGAUAGAAGGUGGAAUUACAUCUAGGAUGUCAGGAAUAAUUGAAAAUUCUGGACAUCAUCCAUCUCCCCAAGACUACAGACUUCUGACCACAGACCCCUCCCAGCUGAGGGAGGAGGACCUCCCAGGGGACCUGCAGUCUCUGUCAUGGCUCACCUCUGUAGAUGUGCCCCGACUACAGCAGAUGGCUGAUAGCCGAGGCCACAGUAACGGGCCCUCCCAGGGCAGCCUGCUGGAGCAGCAGACAGCUCAGCUGAACAACAUGACCAUGACAGGAGGGCAGGGCUCCAUGCUUCAUCUCCAGAGCAGCAUGCAGCACAGUCCUCUGGGAAUCAACGUCAUCAACACCCACAGUGGAAGUAUGUCUCCAUUCUCCAUGAAUGGGCUGCCCUCCCCGGGGUAUCAGUGCCCUACCUCAGUGUACCAACCCACACCCCAGCAAGUGUACCCUCUAACCCAACCUGGACAACAGUGUUCAACUGCUGGGCUUUAUAGCAACGUCUCUUUCAACAACCAAAGCCUGUUCACACAACCUCGCCUGGCGCCGCAAAACCAGGACCUGCAGCCCAAGUCUUUCCCCAAGCCCAUCUACUCCUAUAGCUGUUUGAUUGCCAUGGCUCUGAAGAACAGCAAAACUGGCAGCCUCCCAGUCAGCGAGAUCUAUAGCUUUAUGAAGGAACAUUUUCCUUAUUUCAAGACUGCACCAGAUGGAUGGAAGAAUUCAGUCAGACACAACCUGUCCUUAAACAAAUGCUUUGAGAAAGUGGAGAACAAGAUGAGCAGCUCCUCCCGUAAGGGAUGUCUGUGGGCACUGAACCCUGCCAAAAUUGACAAGAUGGAGGAAGAGAUGCAGAAAUGGAAACGCAAGGACCUCCCAGCCAUCCGCCGCAGCAUGGCUAACCCUGAUGAGUUGGACAAACUGAUCACAGACCGUCCAGAGAACUGCAGACGCAAGGCUGUGGAGCCCGGCAUGACACGGCUGUCCAGCUGUCCAACUGGCCUUCCCAUGCCUGUCCCGACACAGAUGCAGCCCCAGCCUAUCGUCACCCUGUCCCUGCAGUGCUUACCCAUGCACCAGCACCACCAGCUUCAGGCGCAGCUCCAGGCCCAGGCCCGUCUGGCUCCAAUGUCCCCCGCCCCAGCCCAGACACCUCCCCUCCACACAGUGCCUGACCUUUCCCAGAGUCCCCUCACCCAGCAGCCCAGCAAGCAGCCACACGAUUUCUACAGUCUCCAUGGUGAUACACACACAGAGGUGGAUGCACUGGACCCAAGUAUUAUGGACUUUGCCCUUCAAGGAAACCUAUGGGAGGAAAUGAAAGACGACAGCUUUAACUUGGAUGCACUGGGUACCUUCAGUAACUCUCCCCUUCGACUAUCAGACUGUGACUUGGGACCAGCCAACCUCCCACCAGCUUCUAGUGGAGCUAGCCUGCCACUCUCAGAUGUGCAGGUGACGGGCCUCUACACCUCGUACACCUCUGUGGAUCCCCUCUCCUCGCAGUACAUGGGCACACCAACCAACAGCAAGCCCAUCGCCCUGCUUUAA